This is a messenger RNA of Mercurialis annua (annual mercury), 1302 nucleotides long. RefSeq names its product reticulon-like protein B16. The record is from RefSeq and is a predicted model, not a curated record. The coding region runs from base 185 to 919 and encodes 244 amino acids. The transcript is spliced from 6 exons. Lineage: Eukaryota; Viridiplantae; Streptophyta; Magnoliopsida; Malpighiales; Euphorbiaceae.
AAUUGCACACCUUUGUCGUGUUUCUUCUAGAGGAAUUCAUCGUCGUCUGCAAAGACAUUUCCAAAUUGUAAAAACUCUUAAAGAAAUAGAAAGGAAAUCUUUUCUUGAAUAGAAAAACUCAGCAGCUACCUGACAUCUAACAUAAAAGGUUUUUCUUUGAUAAUUGACAGUAAAAGCCUUAAAAAUGGAGAAUUCUUCAGAUGAUUCUGCUGACAAAGUUGAUUCCAAUGGAGGAGACUCAAGAACUGAUUCUACAUCUUCCUCAUCUGCUUCUUCUUAUUCAUCUUCUUCUUCAUCAUCUGGGUAUCGAUUGUUUGGUCGCCAAUCAUCACUUCAUCAGUUUAUGGGUGGUGGAAAAGCUGCUGAUGUGUUUUUGUGGAGGCGGCGGCGUGUUUCGUUUGGUAUCAUUAUUGUUGCAACAGUAGCUUGGUUUCUGUUUGAGCGCUCUGGAUUACCAUUCUUGACAGUUUGUUCAGAUGUACUGCUGCUUGUGACUGUGUUGUUUUUCAUCCGAGCCAACUUUGUUGCUUUCAGAAAUAAGCAACCGCAUUCACUACCAGAAUUGGUUUUAUCAGAGGAGAUGGUUCAUAAUGCUGCUGCUUCUUUCCGCGUUAAAAUCAAUAGUGUGCUUCUUAUGGCUCAUGACAUCACUAUUGGAAAGGAUUUUAGACUUUUCUUCAAGGUGGUGGUUUGUCUUUGGCUGCUCUCUGCCACUGGUAGCUACUUCUCCUUCUUCACUUUAGCCUACGUAGGAACCGUCUUAUCCAUUACAAUUUUGGCCUUGUAUGGCAAACAUGAAGAGAACGUGGAUAAAUAUUGUGGCAUGAUACAUAGAAAAUUGUCGCAGCAGUAUAAGAUAGUGGAUGAGAGUGUUAUUUCUAGAAUUCCUCAAAGCUUAUCCAAGGACAAAGAUGCAUGAUCAUGAAACAUAUGCACAUCAAGUCUAAAUCUACUUUUCAUAUCAGAGUUUUUUAAAGGCAUCUCGAUGAAUUGUCACCUUUUGCUACCUGGAAACGCACAGGAUCUGAGUAACGUUGCCUUGCUUCUCAAUUCAACAGAUUGAACAAAAUGUUUCAGAAGCAUCCAACAGACUUGUGAACUUUUUGAAGUUUAGCUUGUCCGGAUACCAGCUUCUGUUCAUUGUCAAGAUCUUUGUGUUUUAGAUUGUAAAGAUAGCUGUUCGAUUGAAUCCAUGUAUAACUUGAAAUUGUAAAAUUGAUAUUUCCAGAUAGGAAAUUGUUCAUUUAUCAACUGAUUUUAACUGUUCAGUAUGUUAAUGAUGAUUUUAAGUUCCAUGGAUUA